This is a messenger RNA of Ilex paraguariensis (yerba mate), 506 nucleotides long. NCBI's taxonomy places the organism in Eukaryota, Viridiplantae, Streptophyta, Magnoliopsida, Aquifoliales, Aquifoliaceae. The record is from the annotation of a GenBank genome assembly.
UCCCAAACAGUUCUCUUCUCUCUAAACUCUCCUCUUCAUCCUCAGUCCUUCCAUCUGAUCAGCCAGAAAAGAAAAUGGAGAAAGCACAAUCAAGUUCAAGUUUGACAAGUUUGAUGAGGACCAAGUCCGAUCAACUAGUGGAGACAAUGGCGGCGGCAAUGGCGGCAAUGAAGUCACCAAUGUCAAGUGAUCAGGCCGGUGGAGGGCCAGAGAGCAGCGGAACCCUUUCGAGGAAGUCCAGCAAACGGCUAGCGGCUGCCUCGCCAGGGCGGAGUAACGGCAGUACUGGCAAAAACACUCACAUUAGGAAGUCAAGAAGUGCUCAAUUGAAAUUUGACAUAGAUGAGGUGAACAGUGGUGCAGCUUUGAGCAGGGCUUCUAGUGCCAGCUUAGGGUUUUCCUUCUCUUUCACGGGCUUCACCGUCCCGGCCGAUGACGUCGCCGACUUAAGAUCGUUUAGCGAUGAUGAAACCCGUAAGUGUUUUGAAUUCAUCGCGCAUAUGUAA